AUGGCGAUGAUGAUGACUGGCCGUGUGCUGCUGGUGUGUGCCCUCUGCGUGCUGUGGUGCGGUGUAUUUGGAAUUGUGGCCUACGGUGCCUGCGGUGGGGAUGCCGAUGGCAGUGCGGUUGAGUAUUCGCUCUUGCGGUGGCGCGCUCAGCUGCGGAGUGAAUGCGCGGAGGAGGUCAGCAGGAGGACAGGAGACGGUGCGAAUGCGUCUGCCGUGGAGGAAUGCGUGCGUCAGGGGACGGACGGUGUGCGUGCCGUUGUGGAUGGCCGCGGUCAUUGGAGGCCUCAACAGUUUGUCGUUGUUGCUGCUGAGAACGCUGAGGAACUUGAACACAAUCAUGAAUCUUCUCCACAAACACUAACAGGGAGUGUCGCUCAGUUGCCGGAUCAACAACCGUUGGAAUCAUCGCCGAAUUCAGUGCCAGGAUCAGCAGUUAUUACAACUGGAGAAGGGAAGCCAACAAGUUCCGCACAGCCUCCUGGUACGCCGGAUAAAGGAAGUGAAGGAUUAAUAAAAAAGGAAAGUGACGAUGAAGGCACAAAGGAGAAAAGCGAAGAGGAAGAGGACGAGGAAGUUGAAGAAACCGAUGAAGAAGAAGAUGAUAAUGCAGGAAGCGGGACAUCUGAUGGAAGUCAAGAACAAGGAAAGCAGAAAGCAGGUACUGGACAAAGGGCAUCAGGAGGCACUGGAAAAGAAAAUGGAAAUGUUGUUGCCGGCAAUAAAUUGACUGAAGCGGCCGCAGCCUCUCCGCCUGUUGUUUCCGUCGACGUCGAGAAUCCCAAAAGUGUCGAGUUGACUCGUGACGAUGUUGGAGGAAAGAGACAAACCCAUGAAAAGACAGUGCAAGAGCCACCAGCAGUAAAGCUGAGAGAGAAUGUAGCAGCGGAAAUAAUUUCCACGGAAGAUGCAGCGGAAGGGGAAAAACAAAAGGCGGAAGAAAAAGCGGAGGAAACAGAAACGAAAGAGGAACAAAGAACCACCGCAGAAAAAUUAAAAGAAGAAACGCCAACAACACCAGAGAAAACGACGAAAGAAGAGCAAAAGGAUAAGGAGGUACAACACGUACAAAGCAAAAACGAAGAAAAAGAAACGGAUGGAGCAGAACCAACAGCCAAAAAAGAGGCAGACGUUGAAAAAACGGCCGCAUUCAAAAAUAUCAACAUGAAUAACAUUACCAAACCUGGCGAAAGUGACAGCAGCACCGCUGUCUCCCACACCACCUCCCCUCUUUUGCUUCUUCUUGUUGCGUGUGCGGCUGCUGCUGCGGUGGUGGCCGCGUGA
Molecule: messenger RNA, 1281 nt
Organism: Trypanosoma cruzi
Lineage: Eukaryota; Euglenozoa; Kinetoplastea; Trypanosomatida; Trypanosomatidae
Product: mucin-associated surface protein (MASP), putative
Exons: 1
Coding region: 1-1281 (426 amino acids)
Source: RefSeq, a predicted model, not a curated record